AUGCACUACAGCCUUUCGUUCUUGAGCGUGCCGGUUUCGUCACUUUUGCUGCUCCCUCUGGCGGUUGCACAGCAGAACUUCGACUGGGGCAAGGCAAUUUCACGGACAGGAUGGAAUGUUACCGCCGACAGUUUCCAGACCGGCAAUGAGGCAGCCAAAGCCAUCGAUGGCAACACGAGUACCUUCUGGCACACUCAGUAUGGCGAUAGUGUAGCACCCCUGCCCCACUAUAUCCAAGUUGAUCUCACCAAGAGCUUCGUGGUGAAUGGCAUAUCCUAUCAGCCCCGGCAGGAUGGUAACCGGAACGGCGAUAUUGGCCAGCACACGAUCACCUUGAGCAACGACGGGAUUACGUGGACGGACCCGGUGGAGUUUGGUAACUACCUCAGCGACAAGACAACCAAGUACACAUUCUUCUCACACGCCAGCGCCCGCUAUGUCCGCAUCACGGCACAGAGCGAGGCCCAGGGUGCUGGGAACCAGUGGUCCAGCAUGGCGGAGCUGAACGUCUAUAGUCCGGACACGUCACUGAGCGGGGACACGUUCGCGCCCCCAGCGCCGUCGACAAAGGGCCGCUGGGACGCUACGGUGAGCUUGCCCAUCGUGCCGGCGGCAGGCGCCAUAUCCGGGGACAAUACGGUCAUCUUCUGGUCGGCGUUCCGGCCGGAUCUCUUCUCGGGUGGCACGGGCCUCACGGAGACGGCACUGUGGGACCCGCGGGGCCAGGCCGUGUCGGAGAAGACGGUCACCGACACCAAGCACGACAUGUUCUGCCCGGGCAUCUCGAUGGACGCCAACGGUGUGAUCGUCGUCACGGGCGGCAACGACGCGGCCAAGACCAGCGUCUACAACCCGGCGAAUGGCGCCUGGACGACCGCCGCCCAAAUGAAGCAGGGCCGCGGAUACCAGGCGUCCACGACAAUCGCCGACGGCCGCGUCUUCACUAUUGGCGGUUCCUGGAGCGGCACGCGGGAUGGCGGCAAGAACGGCGAGAUUUACGACUCGCCGACGAACACUUGGCAGGCUCUUAACGGGUGUCCCGAGUCCGUCAUCUUCACGAAGGACAAGGGGGGGAUCUACCGGAAAGAUAACCAUGCUUGGUUGUUCGCCUGGAAAUCCAACUCGGUGUUCCAUGCAGGCCCAAGCAACGCAAUGAACUGGUUCAACGUCAGUGGCACAGGGUCCUAUAAAUCGGCAGGAACUCGCCUCACGGCGCCGGACAUGAUGUGCGGGACCGCCACCAUGUACGAUGCCGUGAACGGCUACAUUCUCGCCGCGGGUGGGUCGCCAGACUACGAAGACUCGACCGCCACCACGAAUGCAUACACCAUCAAGCUGGGUAACGUCAAUGAGAACCCCAAGGUCACACAAGUGGCCAGCAUGGCAUUCCCGCGGGCUUUUGGCGUCGCCGUCGUGCUGCCUGACGGCAAGACCCUAGUCUUCGGCGGGCAGUCGUGGGCCGACCCCUUUACGGACACCACGGCGGCCCUGCCCGCCGAGCUGUACGAUCCGGGGACCAGCCGCUGGACCACGGUCGCGCCCAUUGCCAACCCACGGACCUACCACUCCAUCGGUUUGCUGCUGCCGGACGCGACGGUGCUCAGCGGCGGCGGCGGGCUCUGCGGCACGGGGUGUGUGCAGAACCACUUUGACGCGCAGGUCUACAGCCCGCCGUAUCUGUUCAACUCGGACGGCAGCCGGGCCACGCGGCCCGUCAUCAAAACCGUGUCGGCGAUCCAGCUCAAGCCGGGGUCCGUCCUGACCGUGGCGACCGACGUAGCGGCCACCUUCUCCUUGGUCCGGUACGGGUCGUCCACGCACACCGUCAACACGGAUCAGCGGCGGGUGCCACUCUCGGCGUCGCCCAUCGGCUCCCUCAACUACAACAUCACGUUGCCGAGCGAGCCGGGUGUGCUGCUCCCCGGCUACUGGAUGUUGUUCGCGCUGAACUCGGCCGGCGUGCCCAGUGUGGCUACGCAAAUCAAGGUGUUGCUGCCAUAG
This is a messenger RNA of Neoarthrinium moseri, 2001 nucleotides long. RefSeq lists its product as uncharacterized. Gene Ontology annotation, molecular function: protein binding. The record is from RefSeq and is a predicted model, not a curated record. The transcript is spliced from 2 exons. Lineage: Eukaryota; Fungi; Ascomycota; Sordariomycetes; Amphisphaeriales; Apiosporaceae. The coding region runs from base 1 to 2001 and encodes 666 amino acids.